Molecule: messenger RNA, 7331 nt
Organism: Scatophagus argus
Lineage: Eukaryota; Metazoa; Chordata; Actinopteri; Scatophagidae
Product: kinesin-like protein KIF26A
Exons: 15
Coding region: 464-5881 (1805 amino acids)
Biological process (GO): microtubule-based movement
Molecular function (GO): microtubule binding; ATP binding; microtubule motor activity
Source: RefSeq, a predicted model, not a curated record
CACAGGGUCAAAAGGUGAGUCUUCCUCUGUGUGCCUGCAGGUGGUGGAGGGAGACAAUCCUCUUCCUCUGGGCUCCACGUGGAAACACAGGAAGCGUCUUCGCUCAGCAGGAGAGGACGGCGAGGAGGCGAGAGGUUGCGCGUCCCGGCCGAACCCCGAAGGCUCGCCGUCAGCCACCGAACUGAACCGCCACUACGGCAAGCCAGAGGAGGAACUGCGGAGGCUUUGUCAGCGCUGCCACAUCGUGACGUCGCAGCUGAUCAGACAAGCUGCUGCCGCCGCCGACGGCUCGACUCUGAAGGACCCAGCCUACGCCUCCUUCCUCUUCGAUAAGCUCCAGCGUCUCCAGUGGUCUCGUCGUGGUCGCCAUGUUUCUGUCGACGUUUGCUGUGACGUCUGCGGUGCCUCCUUUGACCACCUGAGGCGUCUUGCUCUGCGUCGAGCUCUGGGCAUCAGCAGCGAGAUGACGCCUCACCCUGCCGUUCCACCCACCACCACCUCCAUCUCCACCCGCCAGGCCUCAGAGGAUGGCUGGAGGGGCGACGAGCUGCCGCUGAAGCAGCAGAGAUGGUCUUUUGAGGAGCAGUGUGGAGGCGGGGCUCUGUGGGGAUGGGGCGGAGUCCAGAGCACCUACCUGGGAGGGGGUGGAGCCAAGGGGCUGGCCACAGUCACUCCCCUCCCCCUGGACUCACAGCACCACCUGGAGGGGGUGUGGAGAGUCUCCUGCUGCAGGCCAGAAGAACAACAACAACACACUACGGGUUCAACUUCAGAUGGAGUUUAUGUGACCAUGAAGACCUCAGCUCAGGAAGUCAAACCAGCAGCUCACAGCAUCGCCACCCAAACCAGCCAACCACCGUCUGGCGCUGCUGCCUUCUUCAUCAGGGCAGCUCAGAAGCUCAGUCUGUCUCGCAGGAAGAAGUCCCACUCGGGCCACCCCUCACCGCCUGGUGAGGCCCUGGGGCCCCUGCUCUACACCGGGGGUUUCAGCGGGGCCCUGCAGCUCUCACCUCCCGCCAUCCCACCAUGCCUCCUCCGGGCCGGGUCAAAGGUGAAGGACAAGCCAGGGAUGGGGAAGGUCCGAGUGAUGGUCCGGAUCUGUGGGGAGUCCUCAGAGUCCACGUCCCUCCUCAAAGUGGAUGGGAGGAAGAAGCAGCUGACUCUCUACGAGUCAUCUGCCAGCGGACUCUCCCAAAGAAGAUCUUCGGUCUUGGCGCCAAAGACCUUCAUGUUUGAUGCUGUCUUCACCCAGGAUGCUUCACAGGCUGAGGUGUGUUCAGGGACGGUAGCUGAGGUCAUCCAGUCGGUGGUGAAAGGAGCAGAUGGCUGUAUCUUCUGCUUCGGACACGCUAACCUGGGUAAGACGUACACCAUGAUUGGGCGGGACUGCUCCACCCAGAGUCUGGGAGUGGCUCCCACAGCCAUCUCGUGGCUCUUUAAGGUGACUGAGGAGCGGAAGGAGAAGACCGGAGCUCGUUUCUCCAUCAAGGUGUCCGCUGUGGAGAUCUCUGGCCGGGAGGAGGUGCUCACCGACCUCCUGGCUGACCUCUCCUCCUCCUCCUCAGCAGGGGGCCACCAGGAUGCCCUGGGCCCUGCUGUGUCACUGCAAGAAGACCCCCUCUGUGGAUCUCAGCUGCGGAACCAGACGGAGCUGCGGGCGACCAGUGCCGAGCGAGCAGCGUCUUUCCUGGACUCCGCGCUGGCAGCGAGGAGGAGCAGUCAGGCUCCGAGUGACCAGGAGGCUCGGAGGAACUCGCACUUCCUGUUCACCAUGCACGUAUACCAGGAGAGGCUGGACAAGAGCAACAAGGCAGCAGUGUCUGGUCGGAGUCGUCUCCAUCUCCUGGAUUUGGGAAGUUGUGAGAUGGACAUCAGCAGGACCAGAGAGGGGGGUGGAGGUCAGUGUCUGUCCCUGUCUGCGCUGGGAAACGUCAUCCUCGCCCUCGCCAACGGAGCCAAGCACGUUCCCUACAGGGACAGUAAGCUCACAAUGCUGCUUAGUGAGUCCCUGGGAAACAUCAACUGUCAAACCACCAUGAUCGCCCACAUUUCGGACUCCCCAGCCAACUACAUGGAGACGCUGACCACAAUGCAGCUGGCCUCACGUAUUCACCGCAUGAGGAAAAAGAAGUCCAAGUGUGCCUCCAGUUCGUCUGGUGGAGAGAGUUCCUGUGAGGACGGCCCAUCCCAUCGGCCUCCGCACCUGCGACCUUUCCAACCUCGGACUGCGACUAAUGACCCAGACGCCCCCCUCCUGCUCUCCAGUGAUCCUGACUAUUCCUCCAGCAGUGAACACUCUUGUGACACAGUCAUCUAUGUUGGGCCUGGAGGAACUGUCAUCUCAGACCGAGAACUGAGCGACAAUGAGAGUCCACCUUCCUUUGUUCCAAUCAUCCCCUCCCUAAACAAAAAGCGAGCCAAAGACGUGCCCAGGUCAGAUGGUGAUCACUUUAAGUGUAACACAUUCGCAGAGCUGCAAGAGAGACUUGACUGCAUCGAUGGCAGCGAGGGGCCAGCUAUGUUCAACACGGAAGGUAAAGCAGCACAAGCAGCACAAGUAGCAGCGCUCAGGACUCAGCCUGAAACCUCUAAACCCACAGAGGCAACGUCUUCACCCAAAUCUGAUAAUAACUCCUCUCAGAGGCUAGAAGAAAUUGCACCAACUGCAAGCACAAAUAAACGUGGUCAGAAACAACUGAACUGCCCCUCAGCCAGCAGCAUCACAGAUACUUCCAAACGGACUAGUGCAGAUGGGGAGAAGCUUUCAGCCACCUCCUCUCAGCCAUGUGUGGUGAAGCCUGACAGGACUUUUCUCCAAGACUUAGAGCCUGUGGUGCAAGAGAAGAUCUACUUCAAAGGAGGUGUACCCAAGCCUGCAGCCUCACCAUCUUUACCAAUGGCAUCCACGACAGCAACUCAGCCUGUUGAGGUUGUUAGAAGGACUGCACCAGCAGGUAUGAGUCAACAAGCACUGAGACAAGGCCAAGCAGUGGGGUCCCCAAACACAGAGAGGGUGCCUCAUACAAACACAUGCAGCACAGAGGUCAACAGUCUUCAGGGAGCUCUGUUAGGAAGAUGCCUCAACGGGGAUUUUCUAAGAACUACGGUUACACUACAGCAGCCUGUAGAGUUGAACGGUGAGGAUGAACUUGUGUUCACAGUCAUAGAGGAGUUUCCUCAUGGCCUUGUCCCAGACAAUGGCCGCCCCUCCAACCUGCUUAACUUCAACAGCUCUCUGCAGGCAUUAGCCUCUGACUCUCGGCCCGUGAGCAUCAUCAGCAGUAUUAACGAUGAAUAUGAUGCUUAUACAUCACAACAAGGAUCCGUGGACCCUGAGGCUGAGGUUGGGACCGACUGCCGGGAAAUAUUGUUUUCCCAACAUGGAAAUGAGCAGUCAGCUGCCGGCUCAUGGCCGAGUGAAGCCAGAGCUGAUUUGGUUGGAAGUGAAAGAUGCGUUUAUUUGACAGACAAAAACAUGACAACAGAAAAUGCAUCCGCGCCCACCUCACCAAGUGUAUGUCUUAAACAACCCUUUUUGCAGCAUGGCAUUAAGAGCUCCCUGAAUGACAGCGGCUGCUUCUCAGAGUUGGACAGUCACCAAACAACAAACAAACAUUUCUUUGCCAUGUGUCCUCCCACACCUGACCCUACCAAAGCCUCUCUCAAAGGCUCUCUCAAAAUGAGAGUCAGCACUGUUAACACUUCAUUGUCAGCCCAGGUUUCCCAUCAUGUUGACCAUUCCAGUCUUCCUAGGAAAACCAAGCCUACCUCAACUGCACCUGCAGGCUACAGCAGACAGGAGGGCAGACAUGAUGACUUUUUGCUUCAGGGAAGUAGUAACUUUGAUCCCAAUGAGCUUGAGUUUCUCUCUGCAAGUAAGUCACCAAGAGGUGGGAUGAGUAGUGUUUCCUCCAAGAGGCCCACAGGUAACAGUAACAGUGUACCUCGGCCACCAAAGGCACAAGUGUCAUCUUCAGCUCAGAGGGUUGUUGAUGGUUGUGAAAGGUCCAACAGCAGGAAAGGAGAGACUCUCAUCAAGCUGCCACGACUCACACGAGGUGCAACAACUCUAGGAACUGUUUCAGUCCCUCAGAGUUCUGAAUCAAGAUGGGGUCGCGAGGGCACUUCUCUGACAGGCACGCUGAGAUUUUCCUCCUUGGGAAAAAAGUCAAAUGGGCAGAAAAGCAUUGUGAUCUCCAAGUCUGGAAGCAUACCUCCUUCUGCUCCACAAGUCAGACAGUCAAGCCAAGAACAAAAGACAAAGACUGCACUAUUUUCAAGUGCCUCAAAAACAAGCAGUGAUGGUGGAAAGUCUUCAUUUUCGACAACACUGAUCUCAGAAGAAGAAUUCAACAUCAGGCUGCGCGCAGAUUCAUUCAGCCACAGGACAUUGAGUUUAAAAACUGAACAUGGUUCUGCCAGGACAUCUCCCAGUCUGAAGACACGUGAGGCCAAAGCAGAAUCUUCCAGGUACUACAGCAGCCUGAUGUCUCUGGAAAGAUGCGAUAGUCAAACCUUAACUGGGUCCAAGUCUGAACUCUUCAGGGAGAAUAGUGGUGCUACAUUAGGAGGUAACAGCAGAUCCAACAGAUCGGUGCCGAGACUUGGGGUUCAAGCAUCCACCUCCAUAUCUGUUUCUUCUUCCCAGGAUUCUCAUGGUGCCUUUGUAACUACAAUCAAGGCACUGGAGCAGGUCAAAGGCAACAGCAGCUCACGAGUGGCAGGUUCUGGUGGAUCAAAGGUUCGAACCCUAUCUACCAGUAGUUCCAAGAGCCUAAGCUCCUCCCCUAAACCUCUUGAUAAUGUAGCUGGAUGCAACCUACCUCCAACUGGUAAGUCCCCAACUCGGUCGGCAACAGGAGCCAAAAUGGAAAGACGCACCACCAUGGGCACAAAGCAGGCCAUCAGCAGGGUAGCUAACAGCCGAGUUAGUGAGUUAGCCACUGGGAGCCAAAGAAAGCAGCUCAGUAGGGGGCCUGGAUUAACAGGAAAUGAAGGUAGUGAUAGCGGGACUAGUAGAGUCAGUGAGUCACCAAUCAAUGCACCGCUACCAUCACCUUACAGCAAGAUCACUGCUCCUCGGAGGCCACAGCGCUACAGCAGUGGACAUGGCAGUGACAACAGCAGCGUCCUCAGUGGGGAGCUUCCCCCUGCCAUGGGUCGCACAGCCCUGUUUUACCACAGUGGGGGAAGCAGCGGCUAUGAGAGUAUGAUCCGAGACAGCGAGACCACCGGCAGCACCUCUUCAGCACACGACUCCAUGAGCGAGAGUGGAGUGUCUUCAUCCAAUAGAAGCAGAGUUUCUAAAUCGCCCAAGAAGAGAGGAAAUGGCUUCCAGCGGCGCCGUCUGAUCCCAUCUCCCCUCCCGGACACCUCCUCUCUGUGCAGGAAGCUGGGGGGUCAGUGGGUGGACCUGCCACCGCUUGGUGGCACCCUGAAGGAGCCCUUUGAGAUAAAGGUGUACGAGAUCGACAACGUGGAGCGCCUGCAGAGGAGGAGGGAGGUGAUGGCGGAGUCAGAGCAGCCUUUCCAUGACGUUGAGAAGGGUCUGCUCUACUUUAACGCCCGGCUGAGGAUGCUGGAGAAGAGGCAGCAGCAGAUCAGAGAGCUGAAGAGCAAACACGAGAGGCUGAAGGUGGAGCUGGAAGAGGCCAAGAGCCGGCUAAUGCUCCACCCGAGCAAAUGGAGCAGAGAGUUCAAUGUGGACCAGGACCUGGACCGGGAGUCCCAGGAGUACCUGGAGGCUCUGGCUCAGGCCACAGUGGAGCUGGAAUACUGUGUUAACCUCUGCAAAUCCCGGGUCAUGAUGGAGACCUGCUUCGACAUCUCUGUGGCGACAGCCACUGCCAUGCCAGGAGGACAGCAAGAGGUGGCGGUGUGAGAGGAGAGCUGGGUGCUACACCUCCACCCUGCUGGCUUUCAGUGUCUCCAUCUUCAUGGUGGUGACACAGAAAUCAGCUGUGACAACAUACAACAAACAGUGAAACAGCACUGCAGCCUUCAGCUAAACAACAGAAGAAGCUGGAGAAGUUUAGAGCUGAAUACACUCUGUGAAGUGCAGCAGGUUCUCAUCAUAUCAUCCAUCAGCAAGGGAAGAGUUUGUGAAGAGAGACAAACGAAAAAUUCAUUGGUAAAAUCAGACCUGUGAAUAACUGGUUCCUGAGGAGACGGACUGCUGACGGAAACGUCCUGUCACAGCUGGUCCUGGAUUAGAUACCUGAAGAUGCACUGGAAGUGCCUUUAUAUUUAUUAUCUGAUUUAUUCAUUUCGAAGUUAUUUUCCUUAUGUACUCUUGUUUUCUAUUCGUCAUUAUGGUGCUGAUCUUCUAAACUGUUUGUGGUGCAAACAGUUGCUUUGAUUUGGUGUUCAGCUGGUAAAAAUCGCUUUCAGGUUUGCAGACUUCAGUCUUUGCUGCCCUCGACUCACACUGAUGUCUGUGUGUCUUGCAUGUUUCAUGUUUGUCUUUAAGAGGGUCACAAAUCAGAGCUCAGUGUGACAUCCACGUUCUGAGGACAUCCUCAUUUCUGAUGUCCAUCUAGAAUAAAUGUCCAUAAAUCCAGACAGAAGAAUCGUCACGUCUUUUCUUCAGUUUCACAGUGAGCCAGUGAUGGUCAACAUGCUAACGGUAGCUGCUAACAGGAGCUGCUAACAGCCGCUAACAGCAGCCACUAACAGGACCUGCUAACGGGAGCUGCUAACAGCCACUAACAGCAGCCGCUAACAGGAGCCGCUAACAGGAGUUGCUAACGGGAGCUGCUAACGGGAGCUGCUAACAAGAGCUGCUAACAGCCACUAACAGCAGCCGCUAACAGGAGUUGCUAACGGGAGCUGCUAACGGGAGCUGCUAACAAGAGCUGCUAACAGCCACUAACAGGACCUGCUGACGGGAGCUGCUAACGGGAGCUGCUAACAAGAGCUGCUAACAGCCACUAACAGCAGCCGCUAACAGGAGCCGCUAACAGGAGUUGCUAACGGGAGCUGCUAACAGGAGUUGCUAACAAAUGCUGCUAACAGCAAAUGUAGCCGUUCAUGUGAGCAAAGCACAUUUCAGCGCUCAAGUUUGUGCUAAAACAUGAGAGACGACAGUGAGCUCAGCAUCAACUAAAUUUUGAAUUGUUUAUCCUGUGUUCAAACAUUCUCAGGCAUGAAAACUUCCUUUUUUAAAAUCUGUGACGUCCUGCGUGAGUCUUUGUUCCUGUAACAGGAGAAGAGAAAACCUGCUCUUUCCUGACGGAUUCAGCUGUGGUUGGAUUUGUUGAGUUCUAAUGAUUUGUAAAGGGAUGAGUGCAUCGGCUGGUGUCGUACAUGUGAAUAAAGAUGUUUUUGGUUUA